This is a messenger RNA of Peromyscus maniculatus bairdii (prairie deer mouse), 2349 nucleotides long. RefSeq names its product ankyrin repeat domain 34B (gene Ankrd34b). Gene Ontology annotation, molecular function: protein binding. The record is from RefSeq and is a predicted model, not a curated record. Lineage: Eukaryota; Metazoa; Chordata; Mammalia; Rodentia; Cricetidae.
GCGCGCCUCGCGGCUCCCGCUCCAGAGCUUCGUGGCCCGCCUGUGUCUGCAGAGCAGGGGCGGGGGCCCCGGCGGCACCGACUGGGGACCGAGAUCAAAGUAGCCGCCCAAUCGUAGACAGUCCCCCUAGCUCGGACGGCGCGUCGGGGCGGGAGCAGAUCGGCCAGGUGAAGGACUACUGCGGAUCCGACAGCGCGUCCCAGCACCUUGGACUUGCUCCCUCCCGAACUGGGGAAAAUCUGAGGAAACCAGGCAGGGACCUUGGAGACACCGCCUGCAUACUUAACAACCUGGACAUCCAGUCACCUUGGUACCUCGCUGCUUCCCAGACACUUUGGAGAGGCAGGAGCUGACAGCUGGCUGACAGAAAGCUCGCCCAGGGAGAGAAGAGACAAAAAUCAAGUAUGGAACUAGGAAUCAUGGUUUCAGAAUAGACCUGCGAAUUGGGAGCCACGCUGCCCCCCUAAGUCCUGCACCCCAAGCUUCAGGUAUUGAUUUCUGACACUUGAAGAUGGAUGAAGGCACAGAAGUUUCAACCGACGGAAACUCCUUGAUCAAAGCCGUCCAUCAGAGCCGGCUGCGCCUCACGAGACUUUUGCUAGAAGGCGGUGCCUACAUCAACGAGAGCAAUGACCGUGGAGAAACACCUUUAAUGAUUGCUUGUAAGACCAAACACAUCGAUCAGCAGAGCGUCGGGAGAGCCAAGAUGGUGAAAUACCUUCUGGAGAACAGCGCCGACCCCAACAUCCAGGACAAAUCUGGGAAAAGCGCUCUGAUGCACGCAUGCUUAGAAAGAGCUGGCCCGGAGGUGGUUUCCUUGCUCCUCAAGAGUGGGGCGGACCUCAGCCUGCAGGACCAUUCUGGCUACUCAGCUCUGGUUUAUGCUAUAAAUGCGGAAGACAGAGAUACCCUGAAAGUCCUCCUUAGCGCUUGCCAGGCUAAAGGGAAAGAGGUCAUUAUCAUAACGACAGCAAAAUCGCCCUCUGGGAGGCACACCACCCAGCAAUACCUCAACAUGCCUCCGGCGGACAUGGAUGGGAGCCAUCCGCCGGCCACGCCUUCAGAAAUUGACAUCAAAACAGCCUCGUUGCCACUCUCAUAUUCCUCUGAGACGGACCUGACACUCUUUGGCUUUAAAGAUAAGGAGUUUUCUGGAAGCAGUGAUAACACCUGGGACCCAGACUCUCCUAGGCGGAAGCCUGUGAUGGCCACAAAUGGGCCCAAGCUAUCCCAGGCUGGUCCAGCCUGGAUCAAGAGUACCCCAUCACUAAAGCACCAGGCCAGAGUGGCCUCCUUGCAAGAGGAGCUCCAAGAUAUCACUCCAGAGGAAGAAAUAGCCUACAAAACCAGCGCGCUGGCACUUUCUAAGCGGUUCAUCACCAGGCACCAGAGCAUCGACGUAAAAGACACAGCGCACUUGCUCAGGGCCUUUGACCAGGUCAACUCAAGGAAGAUGUCGUAUGACGAAAUAAAUUACCAUUCUUUGUUUCCGGAAGGCAACCAGCCAUGCAUGGAAAUUCCCACUGACCAGGACCCGGACUCCAACCAGGCUCUCUUUACCUCCACUUUAAAAAGUAUCGUCCAAAAGCGAAACUCGGGAGCCAAUCACUAUAGCUCUGAUUCUCAGCUCUCAGAGGGGGUUACCCCUCCAAACUUAGAAGAUGGCAAAGCUGGAAAGAAGAAGAUCUUCGCGCCAUCUCCUUCCUUGCUAACGGGGUCUAAAGAAUUAAUGGAGACCGUCCCUCCGGGUCCCCUGAGCAGGAGGAAUCACGCGGUCUUAGAAAGGCGGGGCUCUGGAGCCUUCCCCAUUGAUCACAGCCUCCUGCAGAGCAGACCCGGGUUUCUGCCACCCUUAAAUGUAAAUCCUCACCCUCCUAUCACAGACGGCGGUGUCAACAAGAUCUGCAGCCUGCUUUCUUGUGGCCAAAAAGUGCUUGUGCCCACGGUUCCUAGUUUCCCGAAGGAGUUCAAAAGCAAAAAGAUGUUGUUAAGGAGGCAGUCACUACAGACAGAGCAAAUCAAGCAAUUAGUAAAUUUUUAAGAGAUGACUAGAAAACACAACAUGUUCAGACGUCUGUAUCAGAAAAACAGAGAAGAGAUCUUAACUGUAUCCUUUUAAGUCUUAGCUAGUGCAUCACGGCUAGGCAGAUCAAAUAUAGUGUAUUUUGUAUUAGGUACUGUGAGCACACCAUGAUAUAGAGCUUCUGAGGAAAUCCUAACAAAGCGAAAGCUGGUUUUCUUAAAACCUCCAGUAUUUAUCAGCUUUCAUGUGGCCCAAGUUUUCCAUCUAAACAGAAAUCCUCCAAGAAAGAAAGUUGCCUAUGCUAGAAAUGAUUUUUAAAAUUUCCG